This is a messenger RNA of Neoarius graeffei (lesser salmon catfish), 1542 nucleotides long. It is a transcript of the gene sgms2a, whose product is annotated as sphingomyelin synthase 2a. Gene Ontology annotation, molecular function: ceramide cholinephosphotransferase activity; sphingomyelin synthase activity. Gene Ontology annotation, biological process: ceramide biosynthetic process; sphingomyelin biosynthetic process. Lineage: Eukaryota; Metazoa; Chordata; Actinopteri; Siluriformes; Ariidae. Gene Ontology annotation, cellular component: Golgi membrane; endoplasmic reticulum membrane. Bases 271 to 1317 code for a protein of 348 amino acids. The record is from RefSeq and is a predicted model, not a curated record. The transcript has 6 exons.
GAUAAGCCUGGAGGAGGACGAGAAACACACACACACACACACACACACACCGAGGGACAUAAGCUACAGCUGGGAUUGCGUUUGACUCUAGGACAGAUCUGUAGUGUUCAGCAUUCAGAUGACGUCCUUUCGGAUGUUGGAGUGCCACACCUGAAACCUCGAACCCUGCAGCCUUUCAUUUGCAGCUGUAACGCCGGCGAGUCUCAGAGAAGCAGCUAAGCCUGGUGGAUCAGUGUGUGUGUGAUUAGUGGGUAGCGUGUGGGGGCUCUUAUGGCGUCAGCAGACCACCAGUGUGAGCGACAUCCCACAGGUGCCCACCCACACGUCCACCCGCAAUGCCCUGUCCACAGUCCUGUGGCAGAGGAAGUGAAGAACAGUGGCCUACGCAAGGGCUUGAGCAGACACCGAGACUAUGUGAAGAUCGCGGUACCUGAUGGCAAGGGCAAGCCUCCACCCAUGGAGUGGUGGAAGACGGUGAUUGCGUUCGUGUAUGCAGCAUUUAACCUGGUCCUGACUACGGUGAUGAUCACAGUGGUGCACGAGAGAGUUCCAGCGAAAGAGAACAGCCCGCCUCUGCCAGAUAAGUUCUUCGACUAUGUGGACCGUGUGAAGUGGGCUUUCACAGUGACCGAGGUGAACGGGAUGCUGCUGGUGGGGAUUUGGUCUAUACAAUGGCUCUUCCAUAGAUAUCGGGCCAUCCUGGGCAGGAGGUUCUUCUUCCUAAUGGGCACUUUGUACCUGUAUCGUUGCAUCACCAUGUACAUCACCACGCUCCCCGUACCUGGCAUACACAUGACCUGUGCCCCAAAGCUUUAUGAAGACUCGCAGGCAAAGCUACAGCGAGUUCUGCGGCUGAUCUCCGGAGCUGGCCUGUCCAUCACCGGUUCCCACAUCAUGUGUGGUGACUUCCUGUACAGCGGCCACACAGUCAUGCUCACCCUCACCUACUUGUUUAUCAAGGAGUACUCCCCACGCUCAUUCUGGUGGUAUCACCUGCUCUGCUGGCUCCUGGCCGCAGUGGGCGCAGUGUGUAUUCUUGUGGCUCACGAGCACUACAGCGUGGACGUGGUGGUGGCGUACUUCGUCACCUCCCGCCUCUUCUACUGGUACCACACCAUGGCCAAUGUGCAGGCUCUAAAGUGUUCGCCCAACAACUACCUCACCCACACGUGGUGGAACCCCAUCUUCAACUUCAUGGAGCGGAACGUGCAGUCGGAAGUGCCUUGCUCGUUCUGCUGGCCGCUAACGUGGCCUCCAACCUGCCUGAAGAACCCGUGUAAAAAGUACUCCAUGGUGCAGAGCGUUCGCGAGGAGUGACUGUCGCACCUUCACCUCCACACUGUUACUUUUUCUUUACAAUUACUACAGCAUUGUACUUCCUUUAUUUAUGAAAGCCUGAAAUCUUGCAUAUCAAUAAUACCAAAGACUUUGUGAAGGGGUUGUGAUAAAUCAGUGGCUCAGGUUUAAUCAUGAAGUCCAUUUUUUCUGUUUUUUAAUUUGGAAAACAUGCACAAUUCAAUAACUUAAAAACAUUCCCUAUUA